This is a messenger RNA of Cucumis melo (muskmelon), 595 nucleotides long. RefSeq lists its product as uncharacterized. Gene Ontology annotation, molecular function: acyltransferase activity, transferring groups other than amino-acyl groups. NCBI's taxonomy places the organism in Eukaryota, Viridiplantae, Streptophyta, Magnoliopsida, Cucurbitales, Cucurbitaceae. The record is from RefSeq and is a predicted model, not a curated record.
AUGAACAGUGGGGAUAUAGUUGAAUCGCGAAGAAACUCCACCAAGCGGGCUAAGGUAGUGGAAGACGUCGUGAAGCUCGAGAAGAAGAUAUUUCCAAAACACGAGUCUCUUGCCAGGUUUUUCGACCAAGAACUGAGAAAACAGAAUUCUGGAUUGUUUUUCCUGGACUUACAUGGAGAAGUCGUAGGUUAUGUAAUGUCUUGGCCUUCUUCUCUUUACGUUACUAUCGCCAAACUCGCAGUGAAGAAGUGUAGGAGACAAGGUCAUGGAGAAACACUACUGAAGGCAGCUAUUGAGAAAUGCAGAACCAGAAACAUUCAGCGUAUAGGUCUUCAUGUUGAUCCCUCGAUGACGGCGGCUAUGAAUCUCUACAAGAAACUUGGGUUCCAAGUUGAUAGCUCGAUUGAAGGAUACUACCCUGGGGAUCGAGAUGCCUACAGAAUGUACUUGGAAUUUUGAUCAGCGUAGUCUUUCAACUAGGCUACACAUUUUCUGAGUUAAAUUUCAUAUUUCAGAGAAGCGCUGAGCAUUUUUGUUGUAAUUUUAUUAUGCAUGUGAGGAAGUAAUUGAUGAUGAUGUUGAGUUUUAUGGAUCA